Euleptes europaea (tarantolino) is the source of this 749-nucleotide messenger RNA. It is a transcript of the gene C1QB, whose product is annotated as complement C1q B chain. The transcript has 2 exons. Gene Ontology annotation, molecular function: protein binding. The record is from RefSeq and is a predicted model, not a curated record. The coding region runs from base 1 to 747 and encodes 248 amino acids. NCBI's taxonomy places the organism in Eukaryota, Metazoa, Chordata, Lepidosauria, Squamata, Sphaerodactylidae.
AUGCUGAGGACCAAAGAGAUUGUCUGUCUGGUGCUGGUGUGCCUGCCGGCAGCCUGGCUGGCCAGUGCCAGCAGUUGCCAGGGACCUGCACUCAUUCCUGGGAUCCCUGGUAUGCCUGGCCCCCCAGGUGCCAACGGCCAAGAUGGAGUAGACGGGCCCAAGGGCGAACGAGGUCCUCCCGGGAGGUCUGAUGACCUCAGAGACGUCGGGGAAAAAGGAGACCCUGGGGAGGACGGCCAUCCGGGGAAAGUUGGCCCCAAAGGCCCAGCAGGCUCCAAAGGUCCCCCUGGCCCACUAGGGCCCCGCGGUCCCAAAGGAAUGUCCGGAGACUACAAGACCACUCUCAAGUCAGCCUUCUCGGCCGCCAGGGGGGUCUCCAUGUUGCCACGGCGCGGGCAGCCCGUCCGCUUCGACCGGGUCCUCGUCAACGUGAACCGUCACUACGAGAACCGCUACGGCCGCUUCACCUGCGAGAUGCCGGGCCUUUACUACUUCACCUACCACGUCACCUCCCGGGGCAACCUCUGUGUCCACAUCAAGAAAGGGCAGGGCAGCCGGGGCGAGAAGGUGGUGGGCUUCUGCGACUACGUCCACAACACCUUCCAGGCCACCACGGGGGGCGUGGUGCUCCGCAUGGCAGCGGGCGAGUCCGUCUGGCUGGAGCCGACCGAGAAGAAUUCGCUGAUCGGGGGGACGGAGGGAGCCGACAGCAUCUUCUCGGGCUUCCUGCUCUUCCCCGACGCCUGAGC